This is a messenger RNA of Aspergillus alliaceus, 816 nucleotides long. RefSeq lists its product as uncharacterized. Bases 1 to 816 code for a protein of 271 amino acids. The transcript has a single exon. NCBI's taxonomy places the organism in Eukaryota, Fungi, Ascomycota, Eurotiomycetes, Eurotiales, Aspergillaceae. The record is from RefSeq and is a predicted model, not a curated record.
AUGCCAGGACUGACAAUGACCAGUCUUCUCCAAUCACGAUGGGCGCCUCGUGCAGACGAGGCCAAGGCCAAGACCAAGACGCAGGCAUCACGAUCCUCGUCGCGGUCACGUAGCAAGAGCAAGAGCAGAAAUGCAAAUGUCCCGUCACCAGCGCAGGAACUCUCGCGCUUCAUGAAAAUUGCAGCCCGGAUCAAGUGGAAACUACCGUUUCUGGCGGAGGGGUACCGUCUUGCGACUCUCCGAACGGGCAGUGAUGCGGAUGUUGCGCAUGCGGAGAUUAUGUUCAAGAUUGAUUUUUUCGAGUACUAUGCACUCUUGGAGCGGGCUAUUGUACAUUUGCUUGGCGUUUUUGGUGUGACUGUCUCUGGUGGUGUUGAGGCGUCGUAUUGGUCUUCUAAUAGGGGGAGGAGGAAUGGGACUGGGUCCCCGGUGCCGACACAUCGGUAUCAUGCUAAUGUGCUGAGCGCGCUAGAGAGGGAGAGCUGUCCGUUGCAUUCUGUUUUGGGGACUGGGAAAGUAUACGAGCAGUUGAAGAAGGCAAAGGAGCUGCGGAAUCGGUGGAAGACUGCUGAUAUAUCGAAGGAGGAGGAGGAGGAGGAUGCGUCGUAUCGGCCGAGGAAUCGGGCUGUGAUACCGCUUGAACAUUAUGAUUUUGAGCAAAUUCUGUCGCAAAUCUUCACUGGGUUCGAGGAUGGGUGUACCCUGGCUCGGGAACAUGUGGCUAGUGUUGAGAGUGGGAAUGGUCAGGGCCAGUCGGGUGAUUCGGAGGCUAAUUGGGAUUUCAUUGUUGAUGCGAUGGAUUGGGAGGCUGUAUAA